Messenger RNA from Penicillium riverlandense, 1128 nucleotides. Its product is annotated as Stk19 family serine/threonine-protein kinase. Gene Ontology annotation, molecular function: protein serine/threonine kinase activity. The record is from RefSeq and is a predicted model, not a curated record. The coding region runs from base 1 to 1128 and encodes 375 amino acids. NCBI's taxonomy places the organism in Eukaryota, Fungi, Ascomycota, Eurotiomycetes, Eurotiales, Aspergillaceae. Gene Ontology annotation, biological process: positive regulation of Ras protein signal transduction; protein phosphorylation. The transcript has 2 exons.
AUGACCCUGCGUCUCACUUCUGCUCCUGUCUCUGGUAUUAAGAAACGUUCCUCUACUGCUCGCGCCCGCUCCUCGCCCUUUGCUGCCCAUGCCCGCCGCAAGCCCACCUCCAGCGGGGCCGGUGUGAAGCCUGCUGACUGGGGAGUCGAUGAACCCCUGCCGGACCAAGGCAGCUCACAAUUUAUCUCCAAGACAGCACCGGUCCAAAAUGUGGUGCAAGCCAUCCAGUAUAUCCGGACAGGCAUGUUCGACGAGCUGCCCACCCGAGCAGGCAUGAACAGCACCCGUAUCGCCGAAGUCCUCAACCUGCGCCGCUCGCUGCCACCCCUUGCCUCGGUGGCCCACGUGCAUACCCUCCUCGAUGCGCCGACUCAGGUCGAACGGGAGAUUGUGGAGUUGGUUCAGUCGGGUCGGGUCCGGCGCUUGAUUGUUCCUGGCCGUGGUGGUGACGCUGCGGGACUAGGCGAUUGCUUGGUUCUGGCCGAGGACUGGGAGGAGCUGGUACAGGGGAACUCUGCGUUGGGUGCCUCAGUCAAGGAGAAAUUCGUUGAUAUCCUCAAUCGCAUCGGCACUAGCUCCGCCAUCUCGCAGAGCGUCUUUACGCCAGACGAGUAUAGGGCGCUGAUACGCGCCGGGUUCCUGGUGUCCUCGUCGUCAUUCACACAAGGCUCGUUGAGCAUCGCAUCUCUACCCAAUUUGCCCAAAACCACGUCGAGUCCAUCCCCCAGCCGAAGCGAGUCAAUCCCUGUCACAGGCAAACCCGUACAAUCCGACGCCCAGGCUCGCGCCGCAACCCUGUUCUUGUCUCUUCCCAACACUGGCACCUAUCUCCGCCUGCUAGGGGCGGGUCGCGCACACCUGCUGACACUCCUACAGCGGUCCAGCUCAGCGGAAGCACCACUGAGUCUGUUGAAAGACCGGUGGGAUGGCGCCGUGGAGACUGAGAAAAGUUUCCACAUGGCGAAGAGAGCGCGAGGAGAAUUUGCGGGGGUCUUGCCGGGCAAGACGAAGAAGUGGAAAGAGUUGUACGGGAUGCAGUUUCGCUGGGUGCUGGAAGAAGCCCUGGGCGCGGGACUGGUCGAGAUCUUCGAGACUGGCAGUGUGGGACCGGGGGUGCGCUGCUUAUAG